CUGGGGAAGUUUGGGAUGAUUCCUGGCAGUGUUUAGGGGUGAUUCCUGAGAGAUUUUGGGAUAAUUCCCAAGAGAACCAGGACGAUUGCCAGCUGGGCUGAUUCCUGGGAGAGCCUGGGACAAUUCCCAGGAGAGUUUGGGAUAAUCCUGGGCACAGUUCUUGGGAUACCUUGGGGCAAUUGCUGGGAGGAUUCCUGGGAGAGCUGGGAUGAUUCCCAGGGGAGAGCUCAGGAUUCCUGGGAGAUUUUGGGAUGAUUCCCAGGGGAGAGUUUAGGAUGAUUCCUGGGAGAUUUUGGGAGGAUCCCUGGGAGAUUUUGGAAUGAUUCCUAGAAGAACUUGGUAGGAUUCUUGGGGGAUUUUAGGAGGAUUCCUGGAAGAAUUUGGGAUGAUUCCUAGAGAAGAGUUUCCUAAGAGUUCGGGAUGAUUCCCAAGAGAACUGUGCCAAUUCCCAGAACAAUUCCAGCAAUUCCCCCCCAUCCCUUUCCCUCCACCUCCUGUGCGAUUCCCUUUUCCUCCCGUGCCUUUUUCCCAGCUUUUCCCUGUUUUCCCUGUUUGCCAGGCCAAGUUCCUGCCCAACAGCGGUGACUCCACGCUGGCCAUGUGUGCCCGGGACGGGCAGGUGCGCGUGGCCGAGCUCUCGGCCACCCAGUGCUGCCGCAGCACCAAGCGCGUGGCACAGCACAAGGGGGCCUCCCACAAGCUGGCGCUGGAGCCGGACUCGCCCUGCACGUUCCUGUCUGCGGGGGAGGACGCCGUGGUCUUCACCAUCGACCUGCGGCAGGACCGGCCCGCCUCGAAAUUGGUGGUGACCAAGGAGAAGGAGAAGAAGGUCGGGCUCUACACCAUCUUUGUCAACCCUGCCAACACCUCCCAGUUCGCCGUGGGCGGCCGCGACCAGUUCGUCAGGAUUUACGACCAGAGAAAGAUCGAUGAGAACGAGAACAACGGAGUCCUGAAAAAAUUCUGCCCUCACCACCUGGUGAACAGUGAGUCCAAAGCCAACAUCACCUGCCUGGUCUACAGCCAUGACGGCUCAGGUGAGUCCAGCUGGGAAUUUGGGGGGUCCCACCCCCUCAAACCCCCUCAUUUCCCAACAAAACAAUCAGCUUUUCCCCAAAAACAUCCAUUUUCCAAAAAAAACCCCCAGCCAUUUAUCCUCAAAAAACCACCUCUUCCCACCAAAAAACCCCAAUUCCCUUCCCCAAAAUUCCAUGGGCACCGCAACAACGCCACGGGACCACCGAGCCCCCUGGUGAUGUCACACGUGGACCCCCAGAACCUGGUGCCCCCCUGGCCCUGA
Molecule: messenger RNA, 1300 nt
Organism: Ficedula albicollis (Collared flycatcher)
Lineage: Eukaryota; Metazoa; Chordata; Aves; Passeriformes; Muscicapidae
Product: DDB1- and CUL4-associated factor 8
Exons: 7
Coding region: 599-1300 (233 amino acids)
Cellular component (GO): cytoplasm; Cul4-RING E3 ubiquitin ligase complex
Molecular function (GO): protein binding
Source: RefSeq, a predicted model, not a curated record